This is a messenger RNA of Cordyceps fumosorosea ARSEF 2679, 2142 nucleotides long. RefSeq names its product WD40 repeat-like-containing domain protein. Lineage: Eukaryota; Fungi; Ascomycota; Sordariomycetes; Hypocreales; Cordycipitaceae. Gene Ontology annotation, molecular function: protein binding. Bases 1 to 2142 code for a protein of 713 amino acids. Gene Ontology annotation, cellular component: CAF-1 complex; nucleus. The record is from RefSeq and is a predicted model, not a curated record. The transcript is spliced from 4 exons. Gene Ontology annotation, biological process: nucleosome assembly; DNA replication-dependent chromatin assembly.
AUGAAGGCCACGCCCCUCAUCAUCAAUUGGCACGAGCAAAACGCCCCUGUCUACUCGGCUCACUUCGAGCCCAGCGGCAAGGGCCGCCUCGCUACUGCUGGUGGUGACAACCACGUUCGCAUCUGGAAACUCGAGGCAAACGGCACCGACCGCAAGGUCGAAUAUCUUUCCACCCUCACCAAGCAUAACCAGGCAGUCAAUGUCGUCCGCUGGGCCCCCAAAGGCGAACUGCUUGCCUCCGCCGGCGACGAUGGAAAUGUUAUUCUCUGGGUUCCCAGCGAGCUAUCCUUAUCCAGUUUUGGCUCCGAUGGCCACGACGACAAAGAGUCCUGGCGUGCCAAGCACAUGUGCCGCUCAAGCGGUGCCGAAAUCUACGACCUUGCCUGGUCCCCCGAUGGUGCCCAUUUCAUUAUUGGCAGCAUGGACAACAUAGCUCGAAUCUACAGUGCUACAACAGGAAUGCUCGUCCGACAAAUAGCAGAGCACAGCCAUUACGUCCAAGGCGUCACCUGGGACCCAUUGAACGAAUACAUUGCCACGCAGUCGUCCGAUCGAUCGGUUCAUAUAUACUCACUUAAAACAAAAGAUGGGCAAUAUACUCUUAGCCAGGACGACAAGCCUCCGAGGCUUGCCAGCCACAUCAAGGCCGACCUGCCGCCCAGACGAAUCUCCUCGAGCAGCCCAGCCCCUCCUGACUUCGGUCAUCGAGCGCAGCUGUCCGUCAUCGACUCAAAUACCUCGGUCGGAUCACCAAUACCGUCAGCACCAGGAACACCGACCUCGUUCCCGCUCCCCAUGAACCCACCCAGCGUCGUGAGCCACAGUCGCCGAUCCUCCUUUUCCUCACGUCGAUCUGCAUCACCUGCGCCCUCGUUACCACUCCCCGCAGUGAUGCCAAUGGAAGCGUCUCCCAAGCCGCAUGCUUCAUCUUCGCUCCUUGGGCUUGGCAUGAAGAAUGCAAGCCUCUACGCAAACGAGACGUUGACUUCCUUUUUCCGACGCCUAACUUUCACACCCGAUGGUAGCUUACUACUCACGCCGUCUGGUCAGUAUCAAAACCAACACCAGGCAGACAAGGAUGCAAAGCCCACGUAUGAGGUCAUAAAUACUGUCUAUAUCUACACACGAGGCGGCAUCAACAAACCACCCGUCGCGCAUCUACCUGGCCACAAGAAGCCGUCCGUGGUAGUCAAAUGCUCACCAUUAUUCUACACCCUCCGUACCUCCCCUCCACCGACCAAGCACAUAACCAUCGACACGUCUUCUGCGGAAGACGACAUCCCGUCAUUACCUGAACCUGUUUCACAACCAACCUCGCCAGCACCGGUCAUGGAACCGCCGCCACCUCCUGUUACUGUUGCCGAAGUUACCUCGACGCCAGCUAAGCCAAGUGGCGGAGAAACGAGUGCUGCUAUGCCAGGUCCUAAACCAGCCUUCUCCCUACCAUAUAGAAUGGUGUAUGCUGUCGCUACUCAGGAUUCUAUUCUGUUGUAUGAUACGCAGCAAAAGACACCAAUCUGUGUCGUCAGCAACUUGCACUGCGCGACCUUUACUGACCUCGCAUGGUCAACUGACGGGCUCACAUUACUCGUUUCCUCAUCUGAUGGGUUUUGUUCAACACUGUCCUUUGCAUCUGGAGAAUUGGGAGACCUUUACCAAGGGGAAAUAGGCCCUCCACCCAAGAUCCAGGCCGGCACAGCCGCCUCGCAUCAGGCCACUCCUCUUGCUACACCAACGACGGCAUUUGCCCCUCCGUCACCUUACACGAGCGGCUCGCACCAUCAGAAUCGCAACUCGACCAGCUCGUUUACCGCACCGUCUCCGCCGGCAUCAGUUAGUGCUGCUUCACAGAGACCACCCUCGCCAGCGAGAUCAAACUCUACCUCGUCCGUCGCGACCCAGUCGUCGUCUAUGCCUAUCGGGGUGGUUAGCAACCCUACUCUUAUCGCAGGUACCGUGCCCAGCGUCGCCGCCACAAACUCGGGCAAAGUAACUGGCGCUCCCAUGACAACUCCACCAGAAACCCCCAGCAAUGCAGUGGCUGGCAGCAAGAGGGAUGCAACGGACAGUGAAAAGGAGGAGGCGAAGGAGCCUAAGAGGAGACGAAUUGCCCCGACUCCAGUAGAGUCGAAGGACGCGUAA